GUACAUAAAUUUCCUCAGAGACCAGAGCAUCUGAUUCGAGUAAUCAAAGAGCAAGGCCCAGUCCAACUCCGGACCAUCAGUGGCACGAAGCAUUUGACAUGACAGAACAUGAUGCUGACAUCCUGAAUGAUAGGAGCUUGCACGAUGUUGCCGACGUUUACGAUAAUUUCUUCGUACCUGGCGCAUCAGGAUGGAGGGAUUUGAACAUGACGGCCAUAAUGCGCGAGGCCGAGAAGCAGAGGCAAGACGCCAUGCAAAAUGGCCACAGCAGUAGACCAGUAUUCAUCAAGCAACCCGUCAUCCCUAAUACUGUCUUGAAAAGGCUCAGUCCAGAUAUCAUUCAAAACAUGACUGCUGCAGAGGUGUUACAGCUCGCAGACGCCACCGAAAUGUCCUACGAAUCCAUGACGCACCUCCUAAGCAACUUGCGGCCCCAAGAAUUUGACAAGCUGCUUUCCCUGUCAAGAAAUUAUACUGACUUUGAGUUGACGUUGGUCACCUAG
Messenger RNA from Patiria miniata (bat star), 503 nucleotides. RefSeq lists its product as uncharacterized. Bases 99 to 503 code for a protein of 134 amino acids. The record is from RefSeq and is a predicted model, not a curated record. The transcript has 5 exons. NCBI's taxonomy places the organism in Eukaryota, Metazoa, Echinodermata, Asteroidea, Valvatida, Asterinidae.